Molecule: messenger RNA, 1167 nt
Organism: Anopheles merus
Lineage: Eukaryota; Metazoa; Arthropoda; Insecta; Diptera; Culicidae
Product: putative odorant receptor 83c
Exons: 3
Coding region: 1-1167 (388 amino acids)
Biological process (GO): detection of chemical stimulus involved in sensory perception of smell; sensory perception of smell
Cellular component (GO): plasma membrane
Molecular function (GO): odorant binding; olfactory receptor activity
Source: RefSeq, a predicted model, not a curated record
AUGGCGGUCGGCAGCGAAAGUCCAAUCGAACGGUUCGACCGCAUCCUGUCCUGGCAGUGCCACAUCCUCCGAAUGCUGGGCAUGGACGGGUACGGCCGCAGGCUAGAGCACAGCAAGCUGUCCGCCACGGUGAUGCUGAUGGCGGGCCUGUUCAUGGCGAUCUCGUUCUACGACGUGCUGGUGCUGUUCCGCGACGACCUGUUCGGCAAAUCGUUCGUGCUGUCCACCAUCUGCUUCGGGUGCAUCGGCUGGGGCCGCAUACUGGGCGGAUUCAGCCACCGGGACGAUCUGCCUCGGCUGAUGCGCACAGCCCGGGACACCUAUCUGCGUGCCAACCCGCAUGACGCGCGCCAGUCCGCCCUGCUGCGCUGGUACACCGACAUCUUCUGGCACGGUGUGAUGCUGUACACGAUCUUGUUUCUGUUCGGUGCGGGGAUUGCGUCCGUCGGCCCGGGGCUGCUCUACCUGUACAAUGGGGAGCGCAUACUGCCGUUUGGGGUGUACCUGCCCUUCCUCGAUCCGGACAGCACCAGCGGGUACGAGCUGAACUAUCUGUACCAGCUCAGCUGCAUCCUGUGGACGCCGCCCGGGCUGACCGCGACACAGAACAUCUACUUCGCGCUGAUCCUGAACAUCUGCAUCCAGUACGAUGUGCUCGAGCUGCACCUGGCCGAUCUGGACGCGCUGGUGAAGCGGCCGGACGCGCACGGCCGGGACCGGCUCGUCCGGCAGAAGCUGCACGAGAUCAUACUGGACCAGACGCGGCUGGAAGAGUUCGUACAGCUGAUCGAGCGCGUUUACUCGCCGCAAGCGAUCGUGGAGGUGUUGUCGCUCACGUUCCAGCUCGUCAUGACGCUGUACGUGAUGCGCACGAGCAUUUGGCUGCCGGGGCUGUUCCUGAUACCGCUCUGCACGAUACAGCUGCUGGUCUUCUGCAUCCCCGGCACGCUGAUCGAGCUGAAGGCGUCCAAGCUGACGGAAUCGAUCUACGCCACGGCCUGGCACGAGAUGCACCAGCAGAACAAGCAACUCAUUCAUCUACUGCUGCACCGCAGCCAGCAUCCGAGAGGGCUAACCUGUGCCGGCAUGGUUAGCAUCAAUAUGAAUCUGUUCCUGAAUGUUGCCAAGAAGGUGUACUCGAUCUUUAUGAUGAUGGAAAGCAUGUGA